Staurois parvus is the source of this 588-nucleotide messenger RNA. The record is from the annotation of a GenBank genome assembly. NCBI's taxonomy places the organism in Eukaryota, Metazoa, Chordata, Amphibia, Anura, Ranidae.
CUGUCCCGCAGUCUCUGGUCAUCCCUGUGCUGUCCGCAGUCUCUGGUCAUCCCUGUGCUGUCCGCAGUCUCUGGUCAUCCCUGUGCUGUCCGCAGUCUCUGGUCAUCCCUGUGCUGUCCGCAGUCUCUGGUCAUCCCUGUGCUGUCCGCAGUCUCUGUCUCUGGUCAUCCCUGUACUGUGUCUGCAGUCUCUGGUCAUCCCUGUACUGUGUCCGCAGUCUCUGGUCAUCCCUGUACUGUGUCCGCAGUCUCUGGUCAUCUCCUGUACUGUUCACAGUCUCUGGUCAUCUCCUGUACUGUGUCCGCAGUCUCUGGUCAUCUCCUGUACUGUGUCCGCAGUCUCUGGUCAUCUCCUGUACUGUGUCUGCAGUCUCUGGUCAUCUCCUGUACUGUCCGCAGUCUCUGGUCAUCCCUGUACUGUCCGCAGUCUCUGGUCAUCCCUGUACUGUCCGCAGUCUCUGGUCAUCCCUGUACUGUGUCCGCAGUCUCUGGUCAUCCCUGUACUGUGUCCGCAGUCUCUGGUCAUCUCCUGUACUGUGUCCGCAGUCUCUGGUCAUCCCUGUACUGUCCGCAGUCUCUGGUCAUCUCC